Messenger RNA from Pochonia chlamydosporia 170, 2172 nucleotides. Its product is annotated as aminotransferase. Gene Ontology annotation, cellular component: nucleus. Gene Ontology annotation, biological process: DNA-templated transcription; regulation of DNA-templated transcription. The coding region runs from base 1 to 2172 and encodes 723 amino acids. Gene Ontology annotation, molecular function: DNA-binding transcription factor activity, RNA polymerase II-specific; DNA binding; zinc ion binding. The transcript is spliced from 5 exons. The record is from RefSeq and is a predicted model, not a curated record. NCBI's taxonomy places the organism in Eukaryota, Fungi, Ascomycota, Sordariomycetes, Hypocreales, Clavicipitaceae.
AUGUCUGACUCAACCAUCCCCAUCCCAUCGGCUUUGGAUUUUCUAGCCCAUUUCCGAACUUAUAAGUUUUCUUGGAGCUCCACCCUCAGCAUCCCAGAUCCGACCCGUGACGAACCGACGAUGCGAUCCAGCCUCUCCUGCGAUGCAUGCAGGCGCUCUAAACUCAAGUGCAUACACGAAGGAAGUGCGCCGUGUCAAAGGUGUCGCAAGUUGGGCAACACAGAGUGCGCCUUGACUCGUCCCGUGUCACGAACACCACGUAGCAGCAGGGCAAGACGUAGCGAUGUCAGAGGUUCGGCUAAAAGAAUUGAAACACCACAGCAUCUGGAUGAUAGUAUAACUCAUGCGACUCCUGCGGCUGCAGCUACGGCUGUUCCAACCCGGAGGCAACAUGCGCAGAGCCAAUCUCCUACACGGCAUCGCGUGCCGGCCAAACAGCAGCAACUCCCUCCCUCUGACUAUACGAAACAAUUAGUCGACGCGCACAUUGACAGUCUGUCGAAUAGUGUGAUUCUCAAAGCUGUUCAUGUCUUUAUCAACAACUUUCCGGAGCUUGCCAUCCUGCAUCUCCCCACAUUUAUUGAAGAGUUUCAUGCGCAGCGACACCCAGAGAGUAAGGCUUUGCUGGGUGCGGUUUUGGCAGUAACAAAGGCGCAGUUAUCGGUGCAGAGUACUUCCUGGGCGGAUGAAUUGUUAUCGAGGGAACACUAUGCUCUUUACACAAAGGAUGUGUUGUCCGAGUUUAUUUUGCAGCCGCCGAAAGUGCAGGUCGUCCAGGCUCUCCUCAUCAUUACUCUUCACGAAUGGGGAACGCGAGACUUUCACAAGGCGUGGGUAUAUUGCGGAAUUGCGAUUCGUAUAAUGCAGGCUCUGCAUAGUUUCCGAGUUGCGCCAUACCCGCUUGAUAUAACAUCAGAAAAUCGAAACGACACAGUCUCCCUGGCCGUGGAAACCAGAACAUACUGGGCAUGUUUCAUCAUGGACUGCAUGGUCAAUUCGGGCACAUACAAUCCUCCUAUGCUUCCCAUGUCGGAAAUGAAAAAGAUGAAGAUUGCUCGCCCGCUGAGCGCCGUGGAAUUUGCAUUUGGACCGGAGGCACCGCCCCAGGCAGUUGGAGGUGACCAUUCUCUGGCAGGUCAAUCAACGGGCAUGCUAGACGUAACUCAAAGUUUCGAGAUAUUAGUCGGCGGUUUCGACAUUUGGGCGCAGGUAAUGACUUUCAUCUUCAACGAUGGACGUCGAGCACCUGGCAUGUGUGCACCCCAGAACUGCCCUUGGGUUCCUGGCUCGCCGUGGUCGCUGUCGAGGAGUCAGUUGGAGGCCUGGCGGGCAGGUCAACACCGAAAGCUUCAUUAUCCUAGUAAUUCUGUCGCUGUUCAUAUGACUCUUGGUUUUGGGGAGACUUUUGUCUAUCUCAACCUUCUCUUCUAUGUGAGCACUCUCAUGCUUCAUCGUGAAUAUUUCCCUUUUCUCCCGACCCCAGAAUCGGAACCACGUGGCCCCGUGGAUCAGCCAAUGUUGGAAGCGCCCGCUCCAGAAGGAUGGUGGAAUGAAAGCUCGCGACUUCUGUUUGGUGCCGCAGAGCACAUUGCCACGAUUUUGCACGAAGCGUCCGAGUGUGGGGUGCAUCUCAUGACUCCUUUUGCUGGAUUUUGUGCCUUCUCCGCUGGUUAUCUCAAUCUUUAUGUGUCCAAGUAUCCGCGGAUGAAUCUUAAUCGGAGUCCUCGAGCGGAGGAAUGCCUCGCAAUGUGUCUGGACUACUUGGAAAAGUUUCGGCAUGUGUGGAAGAUAGCCGACGGAUGGAUCAAAACCAUACAGCAUGCAUCGGUGUUGUAUGGGCGGGCUACAGAAGACCAGACGCGAUACCAAGGACGAAGCCGGGCAGACUUUGACACACUUCAUCAAUCAGUUCAUGAGUUUCGUGUCGUGGACAGAUCGGACCAGCAUAGCCGGGAGAUUCGGGGUGCAGAGAGACCACCUGCGCCUGCGACGUCUCCGAGUGCUGUGCAGACCAUUCCAGAGCAUGAACUCGAUACAAACACCUUGUUGAAUCAACUUUUCGCCGAAGUUAGUAAUAAUCUUGAUGAGCAAGGCGCAUGGUCACAGUGGUGGCCUGCAAUUGAACAGGUUGAUCUCCAAUCAGCCGGGCAAUCGAUGCAUAUCGUGCCUUGA